GAUUAUUUUACUUUAUUCGAUCUCAUCAUUUAUUUGUCUGUAAAUACAAAUUUUUUUAUAUAAAUUCUCUUUUUUUUUAAUCUUUCUAUUUUGUUCCUCCUCUCCUUAUUCUCCACACACACACACUUUUUAUUUUUAUCUUCGUCUAUUUUCGUCUGUAUCUAUCCUUGUAAACUCUAUCCUUAAAAAUGGCUACAACCACUCUACAACACGCUAAUCCAAUUUCACUUCAUUCAGCAACGGAUGAUGAAGAUAUCGCUUUAUCAAAUUACCUAACAAAUAAUAACACUUUACAACAGUCUCCAUGGAUACAAUACGGACGAUCAAGAAAACCUAGCAACAACUGUUCAAUCCCAUUACAAAAGUCAACAUCGACUCCUAUAAGACCCAAGCCCAGUUCAUCUGAGAGACGAAAGAGUAACCUCAACAAUACUAUCCUGCCAUCACAGGAACCUUUAGCACCAAGACGGCCUUCGAUUACAUCUUCCAUCCAAUCAGGCGUAUCAGAAGUAUCAACCAGUUCAAAAGUAUCAUUUUCAAAAAGGCUUCGAAAAGUGUUUAGUAUGAGCAACAUCAAGUCUAACAACAAAGACUUGUCCUUUUUAAGAGAAAGGAACGGGUCCAAUGCAUCGGUGGCUUCAUCUGCUUCUUCUGUCAUGACAACCGAAAGCACAGCAAGUAAACUUUCUUUUAGAAGAAGAUCCAUUGCCUCUCUUACAAAUCUGUUUCAAAAGAGCUCGAUACAAGAACCCAUUAUGGAAGAAUCAAACAACAAUGAAGGCACAAAAAAGAAACCAGGAUUAAGAGUUGAUGUGAAUCAUAAACGAAAAGGCGGAAUGAAAGCCCGUAAUUACAAUAAUACUCAUAAUAAUAAUCAUCAUAAUAUAACUCCUGAUUCCCCAAAUUCAGCAGUAUCAUCACGUUCUUCAUUUUCCCGGUUACCUCCUCCUGUCAUCACAAACAACAGCAAUCAACGAUUCCCUUAUCAUCCCGAAGCACUACCUUCACCUACACCCUCUUCUUCAUCCUCGUCUAAUCGACAUCCAGAUGAAGUUUUCAAAAAGCCCAAUCCUGUUGGACUACAUUAUGGUAUCGGCUUACACUCUUCACCUAAACUGAAGCCAACUGCUUCUUCUUCUUCAAGUUCUCUUGUCUGUACAAAUCGAAGAAUUCAAUUCUGCUCUACUAUUCAGGUCCACGAAACUUUCUCGGCAAGUGAUUAUGAUCGUCGAUGUGAUGCAAACGCCACUUGCCAAAAACUCACACCAGUGAUCGCUAUGAAGAUCAAACAAGAGCUCAAUGAAUAUAAAUUGACUGAAAUGGAAGUUCAUGUCGAGAGCAGACAAUAUACUCACUUUUUCUUGUAAUACAAAUUUUCUUUUUUUCCUUUUCAAUAAAUGUGUGCAUGUUUUUGGUCUUUUUAUAUAUAUAUAUAUAUAAUUGGGUUCUUUAUCUCUCCAUUGGCCUUUAAUCUAUUGUUUGAUAAAAAGAGAGCGGGAAGGGCAUCUCUUUUGUUUGACAUAAAAGUAUAUCUGCUAUUUCUGCUUCCAAUUAGGAUCAUUUCGAGUUAAAUAAAGAAAAAAUGGCGCUAAUGUAUCAUCUCAGUUUCACACACGUUUCAUAAAAAAAAAGAGUCAUCCCACAGGUUGAUCUGUUAGUUUAAACAUAAAAGGGGAGGAAAAGGAGGGGAAGAGAAGAACACUUUCUUAUUGGGCAAAAUUUUUGCCACUUUUUUUUCUAAGCUGAGUUAAAAUGGCGAAAAAUCCAAGUCACAAAGUGACAAGCCAGGCUUAGGCCC
Molecule: messenger RNA, 1798 nt
Organism: Rhizopus microsporus ATCC 52813
Lineage: Eukaryota; Fungi; Mucoromycota; Mucoromycetes; Mucorales; Rhizopodaceae
Exons: 3
Coding region: 189-1367 (392 amino acids)
Biological process (GO): actin cytoskeleton organization
Molecular function (GO): actin binding
Source: RefSeq, a predicted model, not a curated record